This is a messenger RNA of Vespula pensylvanica (western yellowjacket), 2362 nucleotides long. Its product is annotated as ornithine decarboxylase-like. The record is from RefSeq and is a predicted model, not a curated record. The transcript has 9 exons. The coding region runs from base 745 to 2166 and encodes 473 amino acids. Lineage: Eukaryota; Metazoa; Arthropoda; Insecta; Hymenoptera; Vespidae. Gene Ontology annotation, cellular component: cytoplasm. Gene Ontology annotation, molecular function: ornithine decarboxylase activity.
GAUCUUGAUAAUAUACGAGUAUAUUUUAUCAAAGAUAUUUCCCUACCCCCUAUGGAUUCUGUUUCUGAGUGACGUGUGCAUAUUUCCCCUCUUCCACUUCUGAUCAAAGUUUUAUGGACCAUGUACCUCUUAGCCGUCAGAUAAGAUUCAUUACACACAAAGUAGUCUUGGAACAAGGCGGAAACUGCCUGAUAAUACUUAUCUUAUACGUAUAAAUAGUGGUCCAAAUAAUACUUUCUGAUUCAGUAUUCCUCAAAAUUUUCACGAGUUUGAAAGUCUAAUUCUGUUUAAAGUUUAAUUUGAAUCCUUUUUUGUUCUCACUCUCUUAUAAUUCGUGAAUUCUUUUUACUUCGUGUUAAUAAUUAUUGUAUUACAUUAUAUUGAUAAUAUAUUUGAAUUAACUUAAGAAAAUAAAAUAAAUCAAAUAAAACAAGCACAAUUUACGUGCUGCGAAUUUUUUUAUUGCAUGUGUGAUAUACACAGCACGAGAAUUACGCUCCAUACUCAGGGUUCUCUCUGUGAUAGGCUGGUAAGCCAGUCUACUGGUGGGUGUGCAACCAACAGCGGCAACUGGAAGUUGGCCCUGAACGCAGAGCCCCCGUGGCUUUGCUAGCACCCCCACAGUGAUCUUGUCUUAAUCCGCCUCCUCACGACUCAACCAAUUCUUGUUGACAGCUGCCUCUUUGCUGCCUAGCCCCUACAGAGUACCAUUUAAGUCUUUGAAAAAAAAAAAAAGCAUUCAACAUGAAGGUAACAAAUUUGGAUGAACGUAUCCAUGUGUUGGACAAUGACUCAAAUGUCAUGACCGUCAUCAAAGAUAUUGCAAUGAGUGGAUUGCAAGAAGAAGCUUUCUAUGUACUUGACAUUGGAGAUAUUGUGCGCAAACAUCAAAUUUGGAAAGAGAAACUGCCACGCGUUGAUCCAUAUUAUGCUGUCAAGUGUAACGAUAAUUUAAUUGUAAUUGAAGUCCUGGCUGCACUUGGAAUUGGAUUCGAUUGUGCUUCUAAAACUGAAAUUAAUAAGGUAUUAAGUACUGGAGUCGAUCCAUCCAGAAUCAUAUUUGCUAAUCCUGCUAAACCAGCUUCACAUAUUCGUCAUGCUGCUGCUAUGGGAGUUGAUACAAUGACAGUAGAUAAUGAAAGCGAACUGCAUAAAAUCAAAAAGCUUUUCCCAACGGCUAAGAUUGUAAUUCGAAUUCGUUGCGAUGCAGAAGUAGCUCAGUGUCAACUCGGUAUGAAAUUUGGUUGCGAUCCAACACAGGAAGCUCCUAAUCUUUUGCGACUUGCAAGUAUAUUAAAUUUGGAUGUCGUUGGUAUAAGCUUCCACGUUGGAUCAGGAUGUCAGGAUCCACCUGUUUAUCAACGAGCUAUUCAUCAUGCAAGAUUAUUAUUUGAUUUGGCAUCUGACCUUGGAUUUAAUCCAUAUCUAUUAGAUAUCGGUGGUGGUUAUCCAGGAAAUAAAGGAAGUAGUAUUGACAAAAUUGCUGAUGUUAUCAACAAAGCUCUCGAUGAAUAUUUUAACACCGAUGCCGUACACAUAAUUGCUGAACCUGGUAGAUUCUACGUAGCAUCUGCAUUUACUUUAGCCACAAGUAUUCACAGCAAGCGUUCAGUGCGUGGUGAUGAAAAUUCUCCAAAUUCAAUAACGCACAAUAUGUAUUAUAUCAAUGAUGGCGUUUAUGGAUCUUUCAAUUGUUUAUUAUAUGAUCAUCAACGUGUAACACCCCUUCCCCUCAAGAACGGUUGUGGAAAAAUGAUUCCCUCAAGUAUUUGGGGACCGACCUGUGACGGUCUAGAUCAAGUUGUUGAAAAUAUUCUUCUAUAUGAGAUGGAUCUUGGCGAUUGGAUUAUUUUUGAAAAUAUGGGUGCAUAUACAUUGCCUGUAGCUUCACCAUUUAACGGGUUCCCAGUACCAAAAGUUCAUGUUGUUGCUGAUGAAAGUAUUUGGCUCUUACUGAAAGAUGCAUUACCCUUAACCGAAGAUCACUUUGUAAUCGGUAACACACCAGCUAACUUACGACUUGGCCUGGACAUUGGAGGAACUGAUAUCGAUGCAUGGAAUAACCCAACAACAAUUGAAUUAGCAUCCGCUGAAAUGUUAACAGAAGAUGCAACAACAUCAUCGCCAUUCAUCUAUGAUUAUGUUGAGGUCGAUCCACUUAAUUAAUGUCUACAAAAAAGAAAAAAGAAUAAGCAAACAAACAGCUUUAUACGGUAAAUGAUAAACUCGCCAGCUUAUUAAUCGUAUUAACGAACUAAUAUUAUUAAUGAUAUAAUCGCAUUUUUUCUAUUUCCAAUUACAAAGAAAACAAAUGUGCUAUGAAUUUUUAUUACACAAAUUUUCGUUUAAUUUUCAAUUGAAA